Molecule: messenger RNA, 696 nt
Organism: Paramecium sonneborni
Lineage: Eukaryota; Ciliophora; Oligohymenophorea; Peniculida; Parameciidae
Source: the annotation of a GenBank genome assembly
AUGGAAACUGAAUCUAAAAUACAACAAAAGUUUUUUAUUUUGAGAUAAGUCUCUCCUCCAGUACUUGGAUCAAUUCAUUAUACUAAAUCUCCUAAUCUUGAGUAACUUGAUUAACUUGCAUAAAUCUCAGUCAUGAGAAGAAUGAAAUCAAAUGAUCCACAAAAAACUGAACCCACAUAUAGAGACAUACCCAGUAAAUAAUUCAUUCAAAUUAAGAACAUAUAUCAAAAUAGAGAGAAGAAAUUAUUAAAAUAAAAAAAACUAAAUAACCUUCAUUACCCUACUUACCUAAGAAAUAGAAAGAGUUUUAUAAUAAAUGGUACAUACCUUAUGAUUAGAGAUAUGUUUAAAAGCCUGAUUUCAUGGAAUAACAAUAUGAAGGUAAAUCUUAAUACAACUAUUAGAUGAAUUACACUUUUAUAAAAAUAUGCAUAAUAUGUAUGUAUAAUACAAUCCAUUCGAUCAUAAAUUACCUGAAGAUCUUAUGAAAAAGAUUGGCUACAAAGAAAGAACUGAAGCACUCAAAGAAAUAUUGAAAGGCUAGAAGUAGAUUAUUGAAUUCAAGAGGUUUUUUUAUUCCUAUAAAAACUUAGGAGUUUGGAAAAAGAAAAAUAAAGAGUUCCUGAAUUUAUAAAAUAAUUACUGGAAGCUGAAAACAAAAAGUAAAAACAUAAACAGUAAUUUUAAUACUCAUGA